UUGCAAAACCUAAAGGGUGGCGCUGUUUUGUUAGUAAAAUGCCAGCCUAUGGACGCCAUGACAGUGAAUCGUUGUCAUUAGGGCAGAUCGUGAAACAACCGGACAGCUCCGUGGUGCUGAAACUCCACUUCGAUAACGCCCUCGCCCUUUUUUAACGCCGAAAUCUCCCCGGGAUUUAAUUUAUGUUAACAUGUUUGGGAUCAAGGCCGUUACAGCGACAUGCAAUAUUGCUGGAAACGUACAUUACAUCGUUUGAAGUGCAGUUAACCCGCACACAACAAUGGGUUCCUCUGUAACAGUGCAGUCUUGCAAAAGGUACGUGCUGAUCGUUAUUCUUUUUUCCUUCGUUCAUCACAUAUCGACUUCAGUGACUCAUUAUUCAAUACCCGAGGAGAUGAAAGAAGGUUCAGUUGUAGCAAACCUUGCUACCGACCUCAGCUUGGACGUUAAAACACUGAAUCAGAGGAAGAUGCGUCUUGACAUCAUUGCAAAUAAAAAAUAUCUGGACGUGAACAAAGAGACUGGUGAACUGUAUAUUGUUGAGAAGAUUGACAGGGAAUAUAUUUGCACUACAAAGUCGUCAACCUCUUGUUAUCUCAAACUGGAGAUAAUACUAGAAAAUCCUGUACGAAUUUUUAAUAUAGAAGUAGAAAUUUUGGAUAUGAACGACAACGCCCCACAGUUUCGACGAGACGUCAUACAUUUAGAUAUAUCUGAAGCGACGCCAAAAGGGGAGAGAUUCUCUCUCAGCAAUGCAGUUGAUCCUGAUGUUGGAAGCAAUUCAGUGAAAACAUACCAUCUGAGUGAAAGCGAAUAUUUUAAUAUUGAAGUUCAGACCGGAAGAGAUGGGUCGAAGUUUGCCGAAUUGAUCUUAACAAAGACUUUAGAUCGGGAGCAGCAAGCUGUUCAUAAUUUAAUACUCACAGCUGUAGACGGAGGCACACCUGCUCGUUCUGGUACUGCAAGUGUUAUUGUUCGUGUUUUGGACACAAAUGACAACGCUCCUGCAUUUGACAAAGGGAGUUAUAAUAUUAAAAUAAUGGAAAAUUCUCCCAUUGGAAGCAUUGUUAUUCAUCUCAAUGCAACAGACUUAGAUGAGGGAACUAAUUCUGAUAUUACGUACUCAUAUAGUUUAUACACGUCAGAGAAAACACAGGAAACAUUUAAUCUGAAUCCUUCCACUGGUGAAAUUAAUGUUAAAGGAAUGUUAAAUUAUGAGGAUUUUAGGAUUUAUGAUAUGGAAGUUAUAGCAACUGAUAAAGGAGCCAAUAGUUUAUCAGGACAAUGCACCAUAAAGAUUCAGGUUGAAGACAUGAAUGACAACCACCCAGAAUUAUCUAUUAAAUCAUUUCAGAGUCCAGUCAAUGAAAACAUAGCAUUAGACACAGUGAUAGCUGUCGUUAGUGUCAGUGAUAAAGACUCAGGUGACAACGGAGUGGUUGAUCUUCACAUUCCAGAUCAUAUGCCGUUCAAACUGAGGGAAUCCUCUGAUAACUAUUAUGAAUUAGUAGUGUCAGAGCCAUUAGACCGUGAGAAGGUUCCAGAAUAUGACGUCACGUUCACUGUUACAGACAGAGGCUCUCCUCCUUUAUCUGACAAUGAAACUAUGACGCUAGAACUGCUGGAUGUUAAUGACAAUGUUCCACAGUUCCCUCAGUCCUUUUAUACUAUACGUGUAAUGGAGAACAACGCACCUGGGGCCUUGCUCAGUUCACUCACUGCGUUUGACCCGGACCUCCAUGAAAACCAGUAUCUAGUUUACUUCAUCCUGGAGAAGGAGAUAGCUAACACGUCCAUGUCCAUGCUGUUCUCCAUCAAUCCAGAGAACGGCAAUCUUUACGCACUAAAAACUUUUGACUAUGAGAUCGAGAAGGAGUUUCUUUUCCACAUCGAGGCCAGAGACUCUGGCUCUCCUCCACUCAGCAGUAACGUGACCGUCCACAUCAUUAUUGUGGACCAGAACGACAACGCUCCGGUUAUCGUCUCUCCGUGGCGCGCGCACGGCUCGGUGGUGGAGGAAAAGAUCCCCAGAAACACCGAUAAAGGCUCUCUGGUUGCCAAGGUGAUAGCCUUGGACACCGACUCGGUGCACAACUCUCGGAUUACCUACCAGUUUCUACAGGUGACGGACGCCACCUUGUUCAGUCUGGACCAAUACAACGGAGAGAUCCGGACUAUGAGGAUGUUCAGUUACAGAGAUCCGCGCCACCAGCGGCUGGUUGUUGUCGCCAAGGACAACGGGCAGCCUGCUCUCUCUGCUACAGUCACCAUCAAGCUGUCCACAGUGGAGACUGCUGUUAAGGCCUACUCUGACAUGACUGAGGUGCCUCUAGAAUACGACAUCUUUUCAGACCUAAACCUGUAUUUGGUCAUCGGUCUGGGCUCCGUGUCAUUUCUCCUGCUGAUCACCAUACUGGUCACCAUCGUGCUCAAGUGUCAGAAACCCAAGCCCAGCAAAGCGGCUCCUCGCAGGAACAGUGUGAUCAGUGAGAGGAACUCCACCAUCGCAGAUUCCACUCUGGUCUCCAACGACGCCUACUGGUACAGUCUGUUUCUAGCGGAGACCAGGAAAGGAAAGCUGGUGGUUAGACAGCCUGUGCCAAAGGGCUCCAGAUACAUCGUGUCCAGUAUACCGAGAGGCACGGGACUGACAGACACUAGUGACUCAGCAGCCUCCACUCUGCAGUACCCUAAAUGAGGGAAGUCCACUCUGCAGCUGGAGGCAUCCACCAGCAGCAGUAGCAGUUCCACAUAAGGCCACACCUACAGCUGCGUAACUUGAUUGACGCUGACAGGAAAGCUUCACAGAGGAAAGGAGAAACCCCUGCCUAUAAACCCCCCCAUGUCCAUCCUGCUCAAUCUGAUCCUUGGUCCUCACAAUGUGUAGUUGUCAUGCUAUAAAACCAAAUGGACUAUGUUGGCUAAUCAAGGACGCAACCCUCCCCCUCUCUUUCUUUAAGCACAUGAAAAGCCAAUCAACAAUGCCUUUCUGUCCAUUCAAUGUGCAUGAUAAGACUGCAUGGCUUCAACCACACUCCAAGACCUUCAUACAAAAAAAUGUCCAAGAGGAAAUACUCACAAAGAAACAGACUGUACGAAAAAAUGACACCUAUGGAACUUCAAAGAAGCCUGAACAAGGACUAUUAGAGUGGACCUUGGAAUGUUGAAAUGCCUUUAAGAGACUGUUUUCCCUCUCUAAAAAUGAAACACAUGUUGGAUAUUACAUUUUUAACCUCUGUGCUUUGUCUUGCUCCAUAACAGCAUUGAUGUAUAUAAUAUACAAGUUAUCUAAGAAGUGAAACAGCACACUUAACUAAAUGUCAGAAAAGCACCAACCUACGAUUUUAAAGUAUGAAACAAAAGGGAAUCAGUAUUUUAUAAAUGUGGUAGCUUUUAGUAGUUUUAUGUUUUGUACUUGACUUUGUGCUUUAUAUGUGUGCUAGGCCUAAAUAUAUGAAUGAGAGUUCUAAGAGAUUAAAUGAAGUUAACCAGUACAUCAAACAGAUAAAUGUGGGGCUUUUAACCAUUAUGUAUCUGCCCUUCAGUUGUUUUUGCAUGGGAUAAUCACAGUACUUUGAUAGUUUUAGAUAUUUUAUGAUAUUGAGCAAUCCAUUUUCUGUAGUUAGGCCUCACUGGUAUUUUUCAAAACAAGAUGGAAGAUUACAUUUUAAUGGGACCACAUUGAAGAAGUACAUCAGCAAUAUUUUCAUCCUGUGUCCUAAGAUCUUCAGAAAAGGUCAACAGAUCUGUAAUCUCACUCCUUUUUCCUAGGUUCUAGGCAAGAGGAAAGUGGCUGGCAGCAGUGGGACAUUUCUAUGGAUUCAGAAAGUUAGUCAGCUUAAAUUUAAGUGUACAGUGUGAUUGAAUGUUGUGUUGCACUUGGACAUUACUGGAGAAUAUGAGUCUAGGGGAUUGAACUGAACACAAGUGAGCACAGUGAGUCUUUGAGAAUGGACUAUAUAUACAUCAGAAACAUGACCAUGUACUUUCACUUUCUUUUUUAUUUUUAAAGCCAAACUCUGGAUGUUCCUUAAUUUCAACGUCUUCUGAGAUUGUGUAACAAGUUGAAAACUCAGAACUGUUUACCUUACAAUACUGAAACAACAUAGUUGUGGUUGAUUUCACUCAAGAAAGCUGUGUUCAUGUGUAUUGCUGACUACUUUAUGUAUCUGCAUAUGCAACACAUAUAUAGGGAUACAGAUAUGACUGACAUAUACAGUAUAUCAAAUGUCUGUAUCUAUAAAUAUGCCUUUCUUUUCAAUACCAAUGCUGAACUUUUUAAGAUGAACAAAAACAGUGGAACUCUUGUGCCAUCAGAUUUAUGGGCCAACUAGUAUAUGAAACAUUAAAAUAAUCAGACAUUAUGUAGUCAAACUCUUUAGCACAGCUCACACUGCAUUACUUGUAUAAAGUUGUAAUGUUUUACGGGCAAACAUAUACAGUAAGUGCUUUUGUACAGUGGUACUUUUAUGGUGCAAUAUGUAGUAACUUGUGUAAUGUGAGCUUACUGUAUGCUAUGGUCUGGUCGUGUCUGUAUGAUCUAUUAAAUACAAAAACAAAACAGAACAACAAACUUAA
Messenger RNA from Siniperca chuatsi (mandarin fish), 4578 nucleotides. Its product is annotated as protocadherin alpha-C2-like. Gene Ontology annotation, cellular component: plasma membrane. The record is from RefSeq and is a predicted model, not a curated record. Lineage: Eukaryota; Metazoa; Chordata; Actinopteri; Centrarchiformes; Sinipercidae. Gene Ontology annotation, biological process: homophilic cell-cell adhesion. Gene Ontology annotation, molecular function: calcium ion binding.